GUACAAAGAAUACGCCUAGAUAAUUGCGAGCACAUCCUUCUAAAAAAGCGCGAAAUACGCCAUUAGAUUCCUGUAGUGCACACUCCAGUCUCCAGUCCUUACCGCCUUUGACGACUCCAUUGCGAAAUACGCGUCCGUUUUACACCGUAGCUCGUCAACUCCAAUAUAAUAUCUUUCGCCGUCUGUCUCGACAUAGAGUAUCAUCAACCAAAUCUCCAUUUGCGACAGUCAUGGAUGCGGAUUUAUCGCCGUUAUCAGGCAGUCCCGUUACAGCAACUCUCUCCAAACCUACCGCCACCACCACAGCUACCAUCACUGGCACGCCUCCCUCCAUUCUCGCCAAGAUUCACUGUCCCACACCCCCCGACCUAACCCUAAUCGAGCAGCUCGUAGGCGGGCCGCUCUGUGGCCCCUACUGCCAGAUCUUCCCGAGACAGGGACAGUCGGGGUGGGGUUACCUGGGGGAGGGUUACCCGGAAGAGGGCGGAUUGGGGGUUGCGGACGCGGGUGCGGGGUUGCACCAAGGCGGCGGAAAUAGGGGCGUGGGGAGCGCAGGCGCACGGGGAGACGUUGUAGGGUUGGGGGGAAGGGGGAGGAGGGGAAUGGGGAAGCAGAGGAGGGGGGCGAGGGAGAUGGGUUCUUGUGGCGCUGCUGCAGUCGCCCAAGGUUGCGGAAAUAGGGGCGUGGGGAAGGCAGGCGCAGGGGGAGAUGUGCGGAGUGUAGGGCUUGGGGAAAAGGGGAAGGGGAAAGGGGGGUGGGGGGCUGUAGACACAGCCACGGCUGCGCCAGGCGUGGCGGAGACAGGGGCGUGCGUGGGGAAGGCAGGCGCAUGGGGAGACGUGGGGGACGUAGACACCUUGAAUUUGCAGGGUAUUUUUGAGAAUUUUGACGUACACACCGUGGUAUUUUCGACAAAAUGCUCUGGAGACGUGCAGGAUGUAGACACCUUGAAAUUGCAGGGUAUUCUUGAGAAUUCGAAAAAAUGCUCUGGAGACGUGCGGGAUGUAGACCCCGUGUCUCCUGGGGAAGAGAAAGGAGGGGAGUCGGGAGAGCAGAGGAGGGGAGUCGGGAGAGCAGAGGAGGGGAGUCGGGAGAGCAGAGGAGGGGAGUCGGGAGAGCAGAGGAGGGGAGUCGGGGGAGGGGUUCUUAUGGCGCCGCUGCUGUCGCCCAAGGUUGCGCCAAGCAUGGCGGAAAUAGGGGCGUGGGGGAAGGCAGGCGCCGGGGGAGACGUGUGGGAUGUGGGCAGGGGCGGGGAGAUGGGGAGGAAAGCGAAUGGGAGGGGGGAGCGGGGCGGAGGUGAAUAAGGAGGCUGCUAAGAACACCCCCAGGGAUGCGCCAAGUGCUGCAGAUAUAGGAGCUCAGACGCACGUGCAGGCGCAGGCGCAGACGCAGGCGCAGAGAAGAGAACGCACCCAGCGCACCUUUUGAGGCUUGUUGCUAGGUCAGUCAU
Closterium sp. NIES-67 is the source of this 1450-nucleotide messenger RNA. The record is from the annotation of a GenBank genome assembly. NCBI's taxonomy places the organism in Eukaryota, Viridiplantae, Streptophyta, Zygnematophyceae, Desmidiales, Closteriaceae.